GAUCCCUCCCCGGGUGCCGACGUCCCAGCUCCGCCCCUCGCCGCGCCGCUCCCUCCGCGUCGGCAGGCAGAGCUCGCUCAGCUCUGCGGACGCCGCCGCCUUCAUUACCUCCUCCUUCUCUCGCUGGUGUGCGAGGGUCUCGCCCGGCAGCGGCACUGCCCUGGGUGGGCGGCUGGGCCCGCGCGGCUGCUGAGCGCUCGGCGCGGGGAAGCCAGAUCCUCUGCCCGCGCGGCGCCGUGACAGGUGCAGAGUCUGGCCUGAAGACCCACCUGCGGUGGCCGCCGCGAUGCCCACCAUGCGGAGGACCGUGUCGGAGAUCCGCUCCCGCGCGGAGGGUUAUGAGAAGACUGAUGAUGUUUCAGAGAAGACUUCACUGGCUGACCAGGAGGAAGUAAGGACUAUAUUCAUCAACCAGCCCCAGCUGACAAAAUUCUGCAAUAACCAUGUCAGCACUGCAAAAUAUAACGUAAUCACAUUCCUUCCGAGAUUUCUCUACUCUCAGUUCAGAAGAGCCGCUAAUUCAUUUUUUCUCUUUAUUGCACUGCUUCAGCAAAUACCUGAUGUAUCACCAACAGGUCGCUACACAACACUGGUUCCUCUCUUAUUUAUUUUAUCUGUGGCAGCUGUCAAAGAGAUAAUAGAAGAUAUUAAACGACAUAAAGCUGAUAAUGCAGUGAACAAGAAACAGACCCAAGUUUUGAGAAGUGGUGCUUGGGAAAUUGUGCACUGGGAAAAGGUAAAUGUUGGAGAUAUAGUUAUAAUAAAAGGCAAAGAGUAUAUACCUGCUGACACUGUACUUCUCUCAUCAAGUGAGCCCCAGGCCAUGUGCUACAUUGAAACAUCCAACUUAGAUGGUGAAACAAACUUGAAAAUUAGACAGGGCUUACCAGUAACAUCAGAUAUAAAAGACAUUGACAGUUUGAUGAGAAUUUCUGGCAGAAUUGAGUGUGAAAGUCCAAACCGACAUCUCUACGAUUUUGUUGGAAACAUAAGGCUUGAUGGACACAGCACUGUUCCCCUGGGAGCAGAUCAGAUUCUUCUUCGAGGCGCUCAAUUGAGAAAUACACAGUGGGUUCAUGGAAUAGUUGUCUACACUGGACAUGACACCAAGCUGAUGCAGAAUUCAACAAGUCCACCACUUAAACUCUCAAAUGUAGAACGGAUUACAAAUGUACAAAUUUUGAUUUUAUUUUGUAUCUUGAUUGCCAUGUCUCUUGUCUGUUCUGUGGGCUCAGCCAUUUGGAAUCGAAGGCAUUCUGGAAAGGACUGGUAUCUCAAUCUAAACUAUGGUGGUGCUAAUAAUUUUGGACUGAAUUUCUUGACCUUCAUCAUCCUUUUCAAUAAUCUCAUUCCUAUCAGCUUGUUGGUUACAUUAGAAGUGGUGAAAUUUACCCAGGCAUACUUCAUAAAUUGGGAUCUUGACAUGCACUAUGAACCCACAGACACUGCUGCUAUGGCUCGAACAUCUAAUCUGAAUGAGGAACUUGGCCAGGUAAAAUACAUAUUUUCUGACAAAACUGGUACUUUGACAUGCAAUGUAAUGCAGUUUAAGAAGUGCACCAUAGCUGGAGUUGCUUAUGGCCAUGUCCCUGAACCUGAGGAUUAUGGCUGCUCUCCUGAUGAAUGGCAGAGCUCACAGUUUGGAGAUGAAAAAACAUUUAGUGAUUCAUCAUUGCUGGAAAACCUCCAAAAUAAUCAUCCAACUGCACCUAUAAUAUGUGAAUUUCUUACAAUGAUGGCAGUUUGUCACACAGCAGUACCAGAGUGGGAAGGUGAUAAGAUUAUUUACCAGGCAGCAUCUCCAGAUGAAGGAGCCUUGGUCAGAGCAGCCAAGCAACUGAAUUUUGUUUUCACUGGAAGAACACCUGACUCAGUGAUUAUAGAUUCACUGGGGCAGGAAGAAAGAUACGAAUUGCUCAAUGUCUUGGAGUUCACCAGCGCUAGAAAAAGAAUGUCAGUGAUUGUUCGCACUCCAUCCGGGAAGUUACGACUUUACUGCAAAGGAGCCGACACUGUAAUUUAUGACCGACUGGCAGAGACUUCAAAAUACAAAGAAAUUACCCUAAAACAUUUAGAGCAGUUUGCUACAGAAGGGUUAAGAACUUUGUGUUUUGCCGUGGCUGAGAUUUCAGAGAGCGACUUUCAGGAGUGGCGAGCAGUCUAUCAGCGGGCAUCCACGUCCGUGCAGAACAGGCUGCUGAAACUGGAAGAGAGCUACGAGUUAAUUGAAAAGAAUCUUCAGCUACUUGGAGCCACAGCCAUCGAGGAUAAAUUACAAGAUCAAGUGCCUGAAACCAUAGAAACUCUAAUGAAAGCAGACAUCAAAAUCUGGAUCCUUACAGGAGACAAGCAGGAAACUGCCAUUAACAUUGGACACUCCUGCAAACUUUUGAGGAAGAACAUGGGAAUGAUUGUUAUAAAUGAAGGCUCUCUUGAUGGAACAAGGGAAACUCUCAGUCGUCACUGCACUACCCUUGGUGAUGCUCUUCGGAAAGAGAAUGACUUUGCUCUUAUAAUUGAUGGGAAAACCCUCAAGUAUGCCUUAACUUUUGGAGUACGGCAGUAUUUUCUGGACUUAGCUUUGUCGUGCAAAGCUGUUAUUUGCUGCAGGGUUUCUCCUCUUCAAAAAUCUGAAGUUGUUGAGAUGGUUAAGAAACAAGUUAAAGUCAUAACACUUGCCAUUGGCGAUGGAGCAAAUGACGUCAGCAUGAUACAGACGGCACAUGUUGGAGUGGGAAUAAGUGGCAAUGAAGGCCUUCAGGCAGCUAAUUCUUCUGACUACUCCAUAGCUCAGUUCAAAUAUUUGAAGAAUUUGUUGAUGGUUCAUGGUGCCUGGAACUAUAACAGAGUCUCCAAGUGCAUUUUGUACUGCUUCUACAAGAAUAUAGUCCUCUAUAUUAUUGAGAUCUGGUUUGCCUUCGUUAAUGGCUUUUCUGGACAGAUCCUCUUUGAGAGAUGGUGCAUAGGUCUUUAUAACGUGAUGUUUACAGCAAUGCCACCCUUAACUCUGGGAAUAUUUGAGAGAUCAUGCAGAAAAGAGAAUAUGUUGAAGUAUCCUGAAUUAUACAAAACAUCUCAGAAUGCCCUGGACUUCAACACCAAGGUUUUCUGGGUUCAUUGUUUAAAUGGCCUCUUCCACUCAGUUAUUCUGUUUUGGUUUCCACUAAAAGCCCUUCAGUAUGGUACUGUAUUUGGAAGUGGGAAAACCUCUGAUUACCUGCUGUUGGGAAACUUCGUUUACACUUUUGUGGUCAUAACUGUGUGUUUGAAAGCUGGAUUGGAGACAUCAUAUUGGACCUGGUUCAGCCACAUAGCGAUCUGGGGCAGCAUCGCACUCUGGGUGGUGUUUUUUGGAAUCUACUCAGCUCUGUGGCCUGCUGUCCCCAUGGCCCCUGAUAUGUCAGGAGAGGCAGCCAUGUUGUUCAGUUCCGGAGUCUUUUGGACAGGCCUGUUAUUUAUCCCUGUGGCAUCUUUGCUUCUUGACGUGGUGUACAAAGUGAUCAAGAGGACUGCGUUUAAAACAUUAGUGGAUGAAGUUCAGGAGCUGGAGGCAAAAUCUCAAGACCCAGGAGCCGUUGUGCUUGGAAAAAGCCUCACGGAGAGGGCGCAACUGCUCAAGAAUGUCUUUAAGAAGAACCACGUGAACUUGUACCCAUCAGAAUCAUUGCAACAAAACCUGCUCCACGGGUAUGCUUUCUCUCAAGAUGAAAAUGGAAUCGUCUCACAGUCUGAAGUGAUUAGAGCGUAUGAUACCACAAAGCAGAGACCCGAAGAGUGGUGA
Molecule: messenger RNA, 3781 nt
Organism: Balaenoptera acutorostrata (minke whale)
Lineage: Eukaryota; Metazoa; Chordata; Mammalia; Artiodactyla; Balaenopteridae
Gene: ATP8A1
Product: ATPase phospholipid transporting 8A1
Exons: 37
Coding region: 287-3781 (1164 amino acids)
Biological process (GO): phospholipid translocation
Cellular component (GO): plasma membrane
Molecular function (GO): magnesium ion binding; ATP hydrolysis activity; ATP binding
Source: RefSeq, a predicted model, not a curated record